AUGCUAUUAAGAUUCCGUGGUCCUGAUGGAACAGUCCGUAUUACUGUUGAAGCAAAUGAAACUUUUGCUCAACUUGGCGACAAGCUUGUAAAACUCCUACCUGAGAACAUCGACCCAAAGACAUUAACACUUUCAAAUGCGCCGAGUGGUGGUGAGGUCAAGUCUCUGGUAGAAAUUGCAAGAGCCAAAGUCUCGCAGAUUGGUCUCAAGAAUGGUGAUAUGGUAUUCAUAAAUUAUAAGCUCUUGGAUAGUCUUUCAAAUGGCAAUGCUACCCCUUCCACCUCGACUGGUCCUCCAUCUCAACUCGCCUCCUCAACAAAUCGUUUAAAUGGACACGUCGUUUUACCAGAAUCAAUACCUAUCGAUGUUCCAGCGCAAGAAGUAACUUCGCCAUCGGAAAAGAUCAAGAACCCGUGGGAAUUAAAAGAAGAUAAAAAGAUGUGUCGACAUGGUGAAAAAGGAAUGUGCGACUACUGUAUGCCGUUAGAACCAUUCAAUGCGGAAUAUCUGGCCGAGAAAAAGAUCAAGAAUCUCUCGUUUCACUCGUAUCUGCGAAAGAUCAACUCGGCGACCAACAAACCAGAGCUAGGAAGUUCUUUUAUGCCACCAUUGACGGAGCCGUAUUACCGUGUGAAGAAGAACUGUCCGUCAGGACAUCCUCAAUGGCCCGAGGGCAUUUGUACUAAGUGCCAACCGAGCGCAAUUACUUUACAGCCACAAGCAUUCCGCAUGGUGGAUCAUGUCGAAUUCGCUCAAGCAAGCCUCAUCGAAAACCUACUCCAGUUCUGGAGGGCGACAGGUGCACAACGUUUUGGGUAUUUAUAUGGUCGCUACGAGGAGUAUGCAGAGGUGCCAUUGGGAGUCAAGGCUGUUGUGGAAGCUAUUUACGAACCGCCACAAGUUGACGAACUCGAUGGCGUCACAUUAAAUGAAUGGGAAUCCGAAAAGGAUAUCGACGAGAUUGCGAGAUUGUGUGGCAUGGAGAGAGUCGGUGUCAUCUGGACUGAUCUCAUUGACUCAGGCGUUGGAGAUGGCACUGUCUUAUGCAAGAGACAUAUUGAUUCAUACUAUUUAUCAUCUCUGGAAAUCGCAUUUGCGGCACGUUUACAAGCGAAGCACCCAAAGCCAACGAAAUGGAGUGAUACGGGAAAAUUCGGGUCCAAUUUUGUUACCUGUCCCGUGGAAAUGGUUCGAGCAGAUAUUGUCGAACCAUCCGCCGAUCCUGCUGUGAUGAUCGUUCGCAGUGAAGGAGAUGAUGAUUCCGAUACGAGCGCACGAUACAUCCCUGAGGUCUUCUUCCGAAAGAUUAACGAGUAUGGUAGAAGCGUUCAAGAGAAUGCUAAGCCAUCUUUCCCUGUAGAAUAUUUACUCGUCACAUUGACUCACGGCUUUCCUAGCGAUCCUAAGCCAGCAUUCAUGGCUAAGAGUUCUUUCACUAUUGAGAAUCGUUUGGUCCUUGGCCAGGAACAAGAUCUCAAGGACGUUGGAAAGCAAUUAGGACUUGACAAGAGCGGACAACUCACUCAAUCUCCUGAUGGCGUCCUCGCGGUGUCUGACUUCCAUCUCCUAUGCUUCAUCUAUAGUAUGGGUAUUUUGAGCAAAGAAGAGAUGGCACUUCUCUGCCGUGUGGCAACUCAACACGAUUUAGCAGAUGGAUACCAAUUGAUAGCAACCCCUGGCUGGGCAAAUUUCCUUGCAAUUUUACAAUCGACUGGUGAGCGACCCCCAAAACGUCAGUCGCCGUCCGAUGACGAUGGUCCUGCGGAGCGUCUUGCUAAAAGGGUUGGCGGAGUUUCUAAUCGCCAAAGCGUCUCGACGACUAUUCAAGUCUAUAGGGCAGAGGAGAAAGAGGAUUGA
Molecule: messenger RNA, 1857 nt
Organism: Botrytis sinoallii
Lineage: Eukaryota; Fungi; Ascomycota; Leotiomycetes; Helotiales; Sclerotiniaceae
Exons: 7
Coding region: 1-1857 (618 amino acids)
Biological process (GO): ubiquitin-dependent protein catabolic process
Cellular component (GO): nucleus
Molecular function (GO): ubiquitin protein ligase binding; ubiquitin binding
Source: RefSeq, a predicted model, not a curated record